AUGCCGGAAAACAAGCCGAGGUACGCCGACUACAGAAGUCCCAUCGUUCCUCGCAACUAUGUCUCGACUCUCGAGGCAAAAGUCGCUGCGUUGACUAAGGAAAUCGAAGAACUCCGAAGAACAGCACCUUCUAACGACGGUGCUUCCCUUCAAAGUAGUCCUGAAAAUGGCGAAGCCCAGCCGACGAGCCCGAAUGACUACCAAAACUGGAUGACCAGCAACCUGGGAAAAGUGGUCUGCGAGCCGUCGAACCAGCCUCACUUCUUCGGUGUCAGCAGCGGGAUCACACUCGCCAGACUUGUCAUGUCUGCGAUUCGGGUCGACAACCUGCCAUCACCAUUACCCGCCGAGAGUAACAGGUCAUCAUCACAAACCGUGCAGUACCCCUACUCCACGGCAACACAGGCGUCACUUCCUCCGAGGCAAGCAGCGGAACACCUCAUGGAUGUGUAUUUUCAGAAUCGAACGCCGAGCUUUCCUAUCAUCGACCGGGCACAGGCACUUAAGGCUUUUGAUGGCGCUUACAUCGCAGCGAAUAGCCAAAGGCAGCCCAAGAGGGAGGCAUCCAUGAAUGUCUUCACCACUUUCAUGAUCUUGGCCAUUGCCCUGUGCAGCGUCCGCCACCCGUCAGGGGGUCGCCCGCCUGAAAGCGAAAAUUGCUUUCUCGCCGCCAUAGGAGAAGUCGAGAAGAUCUUAGUGUACUCGGGAAGUGCCACAGAAUCUCUGAGAGCGAUUCUUCUGCUAUCACAGUACAUAGCUCUGCGUCCUUCGAAGGGCAGCUUAUGGCUCCUCAGCGGAACUGCGCUCCGCCUGGCUGUUGACCUAGGCAUGCACUGGGAAACGGAGGAAAGCAAAUUACGCAUGGAUCCCAUCGAGCUCAAUGAUCGGCGCCGUCUGUGGUACUCUGCGUAUCUUUUCGACAGGCUCCUGUGUAUCACUCUCGGACGGCCUUUCGGAAUGGCGGACCAGGGCAUCAAUGUUGGACUCCCGAGCCCUGCACCUACUGGUUCUGACAAUGCCGCAGUCACAACAGGCCAUGACGAUCAUGCUUUGGAGGCCCAUAAUAGCCUGAUACGGCUUGCUCAGCUUCAGUCCGAGAUCAAGCAUGUGCUGUACAGCCAGUUCCUGGGUUCUCCGCUGGCCUACCCGAGGACGGACUACGCACUUUGGAUCGUCGAUGUCCGCGGUCGCUUGCAAUUAUGGUACAACGCCAUACCGCCGCUCAGAGAAGCGCACCCAUCAUCAAUCUUCAGUAGCCAGGCAUACUGGGAUGCCAUCUAUCACGACACCCUCCUUCUCCUUUACCGUCCCAAUCCCGUACAACCACAGCCAUCCUUCGAAGCUCUCCAAGCCUCGUUCGAUUCUUCCCGUCAGCUGAUAGCCUGUAUCAAGACUUUACACCGCGAGCGGCGUAUCGACAUCAUGUGGAAGUGGGUACAUCACCUCUUCAUCGCCGGUCUGACGACGAUAUACUGUCUAUGGCACUCUCAAGAACUGCGAGAGAACAGCGACGUCAAAGAAAGCGUUGCUACGCUCCAAAGUUGCGGUGCUACCCUUUCGGCACUUGCAGAGAGAUGGGAUGGCGCGGCAGGCUGCCGGGACGCCUUCGAGGCGCUCUCUGCUGCCACGGUUAGCUGGCUUAUCACCACCAACGUCGAGGAGGUCCAGAGAAGCUGUUUGCAGUUUGAGAAGCAAGUUGAAAGCUUGCAGCACCAGCUGCCGCCGGCUUUUGUGCAGGACGGGUUUGAGGGAGACCCGUUGGCGAUCUUGUCGUCUGGAAGUUUUGGGUUCGGGGAGACGUUGAGUUCUGCCGCCGAGUGGCCAACUGGUCAAGAUGGGAACUUUGAUAGCUUGGACUAUGGCGGCGUCUGGGCUUCUGGGGACUGCUAA
Colletotrichum karsti is the source of this 1890-nucleotide messenger RNA. RefSeq names its product Zn(2)-C6 fungal-type DNA-binding domain. The transcript is spliced from 2 exons. Gene Ontology annotation, molecular function: zinc ion binding; DNA-binding transcription factor activity, RNA polymerase II-specific; sequence-specific DNA binding. Bases 1 to 1890 code for a protein of 629 amino acids. The record is from RefSeq and is a predicted model, not a curated record. Gene Ontology annotation, biological process: DNA-templated transcription; positive regulation of transcription by RNA polymerase II. Lineage: Eukaryota; Fungi; Ascomycota; Sordariomycetes; Glomerellales; Glomerellaceae.